Xiphophorus maculatus (southern platyfish) is the source of this 9515-nucleotide messenger RNA. It is a transcript of the gene nsd3, whose product is annotated as nuclear receptor binding SET domain protein 3. The transcript has 25 exons. Bases 388 to 5181 code for a protein of 1597 amino acids. The record is from RefSeq and is a predicted model, not a curated record. Gene Ontology annotation, biological process: regulation of DNA-templated transcription. Lineage: Eukaryota; Metazoa; Chordata; Actinopteri; Cyprinodontiformes; Poeciliidae. Gene Ontology annotation, molecular function: histone H3K36 methyltransferase activity; protein binding. Gene Ontology annotation, cellular component: nucleus; chromatin.
UGAAACUAAAGGAAGAGGACGCCAGAGAUGAGCAUUAAGAAGGCUGGAGGGGCGAGAAUUAGACGUGUCUUUCUCCGACGGGGUUCCGACUAAAUGCUGGGGUCUCGGCACCGACGAAGAGCCAGGCUUUGGGAUUGGAUAGCGACCAGAUAGCGUAACAGCACCCCCGCCCCCCGUCAUCAUCUCCUCUGUUGAGAAUUGCGUUAAAAAAGGAAAGGCCUGAGCUUUGUCAACAUUACGGGAUUAAUAUAUUUUUUUAUUUUUUGAUUUUGUCCCCCCCUCCUUUAGAUUAAGAGGAACGGUUGCAGGCUGGUGUAUGUGUUUAGAAUGGGACACGCUGAAGGUCCAGUCAAAGAAAAAGACAGUUAAGGAUGCAGGAGCCCAACAAUGGAUUUCUCCUUCUCUUUCAUGCAAGGGAUCAUGGGAAAUACAAUUCAGCAACCCCCUCAGCUCAUUGACUCAGCCAACAUCAGACAGGACGGCUCCUGCGACACCGGCAGUGACCCGGGUGAGGAUAGCGGUCCCUCUUACGAUGCUGCCCUGGAUGCAGAGUUCUCUUACCCGCCGUCAGCCUCGGAGGACAUGCCGCAGGUCCCUAACGGCUACCCCCCGGGUCUGGGCCUGUACGAGCCCCAGGCCAAGUUCUCCAUGUACUCACAGUUCCCCAACGGCUCGGCUAAUGGCUACGGCGCCAUACGGAGCUACGGGGACCACGGCCUCCUGCCGGGGGAGGGAACUGUCCUGAGAGGACCCGGCCUCCAUGAGAGACCUCUGUCCCCCGUCUCUCCGCCGCUGUCGGUACAUCACCCGCACCUCCACCACCCCCAUCUCCAUCACCACCACCACACACACCCCUUCCAUUCGAACCCGCCCCACAUACAGACCCACUCGCACCCGCACAGCCCCCCGCCACCGCCGCUGCCACUGCCCGCCCAGCACCAGCUGUCCCAGACGCCUCACAUCAUGAGCCACAACCUGCCGCCGCCGCCCCCCUUACACCUGCCUUCCUCCAGCCCCCCGCCCUCCUUGGUGGACAGCACCCCGUCUUCUCAGCCCGCACUCGCUCCAUCCAACACCCCCGGUGGCGUGCUGAAGAAAACCAGCUCUCCAGAGAUCAAGCUGAAGAUCAUAAAGACGUAUCAGAACGGAAAGGAGUUGUUUGAGUCUGCGCUGUGUGGGGAUCUGCUGCAGGAGCUGCAGAAGGAGUCUCAGAAGAACGAAGCGACUCAAGUGCAGCGCAGACACGAGAGAAAGAAGGAGAAGAGGAAAAAGAGCGCGAGGUUGCAGCUUCAGGCUCAGCAGAGUGUGGAGCGGAGCCAAGAGCAAACCGCUUCCACGGCCCAGACAGAGGAGUCCAUCCAGCCGCAGUCAAGAGAACCGCCGCUGAGCGACCCGCCGCCGGCCCAGACGGAGAAAACUCAAAGGACUGUCAUCAAAACUGAACCAAAAACACAGAAGAUUCCUAAAGUCCAUCAUCCGUCGGUGAUCCAGGAGACGGGGUUCUGUAAGGAGUUUGUGAUCGGAGAUCUGGUGUGGUCCAAGGUGGGCACCUAUCCCUGGUGGCCCUGCAUGGUCUCCUCCGACCCACAGAUGAAGGUCCACACUCGCAUCAACACUAGAGGACACAGGGAGUAUCACGUCCAGUUCUUUGGCAGCGUCGCUGAGCGAGCGUGGAUCCACGAGAAGAGGAUAGUCACAUACCAGGGGAAGAAGCAGUUCGACGAGCUCCAGGCAGAGACGCUGCGCAAAGCCACAAACCCUGUAGAGAGACAGAAACUUUUGAAGCCCAUCCCUCAGAGGGAGCGGACUCAGUGGGAAGUAGGCGUCGGCCAUGCUGAGGACGCCUUUCUCAUGACGCGCCAGGAACGGAUCGACAACUACACCUUUAUCUACGUCGACCCGGACCCCGAAGACGCGCCGCCUACCAAGAAACCCAGCCUCCGUGCUGAAAAACGGAGCCGACGCUCCAGCGGCUCGGUCGGAAAGAAGGAGGAUGUCGGCGUGAAGUUGCCCGACAGAGAGCAGCCGCCGCGGAGGCAGCUGCCACGCCGGCAGUGCAGUAUUUCCAACACGGAGGACAGCUCGAACUCGCAGCCCGCUGAGGAAGAGAAGAACCAGAAGGGAGAACAGCAGAAGAAGAGUUCACCGCUGCAGAACGCCGGCUCUAAUGCAAAGCAGGAUUCGCCGCCACCGGUGGUCAGGCCGUGGAAAACGGCAGCAGCGAGGAAACUGCUGCCUCUCUCCAUCACCAUGAAGAGGCUGAACGUGGAGAUCACCAAGUGCGACUGGCCUCUCCUGCAGAAAAACAUCACGCAGUCCCCAAAGAAGGACAGAGAAGAAGAGAAGAAGGAGAGGGUGGAGAGAGAGGCCCGGCAGCCCGACCUGGGAUACUGCUCGCCUGACGACAGCAGAGCCAAACCUGAGCCCAGUCCAGAGGAGGAGGAAGAAGAGGGCGACGAAGGUGAGGAAGAGAGCGACGAGAGAAGAGGCUCUCCAGCCAGCAGGAGGAGCGAGUCAGCGAAUCGACAAAACUCUUCCCCUGGAUCGCCCAGCAGCAGUCCGCAAGGCUCUCAGGAGAGGAAGCCUCAGCGGCGGUCAGUCCGGAGCAGAUCUGAGUCAGAGAGAGGCACCGAUCCCAUCCCGAAGAAGAAAACUAAAAAAGAACAGGCUGAGAUGGCUCCAGAAACCACGCUGAAGACGGGAUCACAGAAAGGAGCCAGUGAGAUCUCAGAUGCGUGCAAACCGCUGAAGAAGAGAAGCAGAGCGUCAACAGACGUCGAAAUGGCUUCGUCUCAGUACAGAGAUACGUCUGAUUCCGACUCCAGGGGUCUCAACGACCCACAGGGAUUAUUUGGGAAGAGCCUGGACAGUCCAGCAGCGGCAGACGCUGACGCUUCUGACACUCAGUCUGUGGACUCCGGUUUGUCCCGUCAAGACAGCGGUACCGGACAGAGAGACACGGUGUGCCAGAUCUGCGAGGCGUACGGGGAGGGUUUGGUCGUGUGUGAAGGUGAUUGCAGCAGACAGUUCCACCUGGAGUGUCUCGGCCUGUCGUCUCCCCCGGAGGGCCGAUUCACCUGCACUGAAUGUAGAAAUGGCAAUCAUCCUUGUUUUAGCUGUAAAUCAGUUGAUCCGGAGGUGACUCGUUGUUCCAUGUCUGGAUGCGGAUGCUUCUACCACGAGGACUGUGUCCGGAAGCUGCCGGGCGCCACCAGCGGUUCUGGUGGAGGGUUCUGCUGCCCGCAGCACAGCUGCUCCACUUGCUGUCUAGAGCGAGACCUGCAGCGAGCCAGCAAAGGCCGUCUGAUUCGUUGUAUCCGCUGCCCGUUGGCUUAUCACCCCAGCGACGGCUGCCUGGCCGCCGGCAGCGUCAUCCUCACCCAUCACAUCAUGAUCUGCAGCAACCACGGCAGCGCCAAGAAGAACGGCCUCCUCUCGUCCCCCGUCAACGUCGGCUGGUGCUUUCUGUGUGCCAGAGGGCUGUUAGUGCAAGACCUUACUGACACCAUAUUAAGUUCAUAUGCCUAUAAGUCCCACUACCUUCUGACUGAGUCAAAUCGUGCUGAGUUGAAAUUACCUAUGAUUCCCUCUCCUUCGUCAGCUACCAAAAAGAAUGUUGGGAAAGGAGGAAAGUUGCUGUGCUGCGACUCAUGCCCAGCUUCCUUCCAUCCGGAGUGUCUGGAGAUGGAGAUGCCCGAAGGCGCGUGGUCCUGCAGUGACUGCAGGGCGGGGAAGAAGCCUCACUACAAACAAAUUGUCUGGGUCAAACUUGGAAACUACAGAUGGUGGCCGGCUGAGAUCUGCAACCCUCGCUUGGUGCCGUCAAACAUCCAGAGCCUUCGCCACGACAUCGGCGACUUCCCGGUCUUCUUCUUUGGUUCCCACGACUACUACUGGAUCAACCAGGGCCGCGUGUUCCCAUACGUAGAGAACGACAAGAACUUUGUCACGGGUCAGAUCAACAUCAACAAAACCUUCAAGAAAGCUCUGGAAGAAGCAGCUCGGCGGUUUCAGGAGCUCAAGGCUCAGAGGGAGAGCAGGGAAGCUCUGGAGCAGGAGCGCAACUCCCGCAAACCUCCACCAUACAAAAUCAUCAAGUCCAAUAAGCCAGUGGGUAAGGUGCAGAUGCACGUGGCCGACUUGUCAGAAAUCCCUCGAUGCAACUGCAAACCAACAGAGGAGCAUCCUUGCAGCUUCGACUCCCAGUGUCUCAACCGUAUGCUGCAGUACGAGUGUCACCCACAGGUGUGUCCUGCAGGAGACCGAUGUGAGAAUCAGUGCUUCUCCAAGCGGCUAUCUGCAGAAACUGAGGUGGUGAAGACGGAGGGCUGCGGCUGGGGGCUCAGAACGAACCAAACGCUCCGCAAGGGUGACUUUGUGACCGAAUACGUGGGAGAGGUUAUAGACUCGGAGGAAUGCCAGCAGCGAAUCAAACGAGCCCACGAAAAUCACGUGACCAACUUCUACAUGCUCACCCUAACCAAGGACCGAGUGAUAGACGCCGGCCCAAAAGGAAACUCGUCUCGCUUCAUGAACCACAGCUGCAGCCCCAACUGUGAAACCCAGAAGUGGACGGUGAACGGAGACGUUCGCAUCGGGCUCUUCGCCCUCUGCGACAUCGAGGCUGGCACAGAGCUGACAUUCAACUACAACCUACACUGUGUGGGCAACCGGAGGAUGUCCUGCCACUGCGGAUCCGACAACUGCUCGGGGUUCCUCGGCGUUCAGCCGACGAGUGCCGUGGUGAUGGAGAAGGAGGAGAAGGCUAAGAACGCCAAGCUGAAGCCCAAGAAGCGGAAGCUGCGGCCGGAGGGCAAACACACACACGAGUACGUCUGUUUCUGCUGCGGAGAAGGAGGAGAGCUGGUGAUGUGCGACAGGAAAGACUGUCCGAAAGCGUAUCACCUGCUGUGUCUCAACCUCACCAAGCCGCCAUACGGACGCUGGGAAUGUCCAUGGCACGACUGCAGCGUAUGCGGCGCCUCGGCUUCGUCCCUCUGCGACUUCUGCCCCCGUUCAUUCUGCCGGGACCAUGAGGCGGGGGCGCUCACCACCUCCUCUCUGGACGAACGCCUCUGUUGCUCCAACCACGACCCGCUCAGCCCGCUGGGCUCCGGCUCGACCCAGCCGCGACGCUUCGAUCGGAGCCCCGCCAGGGUCAAAGAGGAGUCUAAAGAGUGAAGCCGCAACUUCCACUAUACCUCAUUCCCAGCGAAGUGCUCUCUGACGUCUGCAGCGGCGCACUUCACAAAGGGGAUACAGUGUUUUUGUUUGUUUUUCUGUUUUUUAAGCGGUGCGAUAGCCGGCGCUAGCGGCUGGGACACGCCGAUGAACUGAUGCUGUUGGCAGAGAGAGCAGAGCGACUGAAGGAACGACACGGGAAGGUGACUGAGCAUAAUCAUGCGCUGUUUUCUCUCCUCUCUCGCCAUAAAAGAUAAAAAUAGUUACACUUUCUACAGCUCACCUGCGCCCUCUGGAGGGCCCAGACCUUACUGCGUUUCUUCUUCUUUUACUGUUGGCGCUUUUUUGUCACAUUUAAAUGUUUUGCAUCAUCAGACAAAUUUUAAUAUCAAGCACAAUCUGUUUGAAUCCAAAAACAUUAAUUCAAAAGAUGAUUUGAUUUAUUUAAAGGGGGGAAAGCUAAUCAAAGGAACCUGGCUAAAGGUAGGAAAAUAAUUUCUCACUAAUACUUGGAUAUAAAUAUUUUAUAUAUUCUUUGCUGUGUUUCAGUUCAAACACAGCAAAGUUUUGAGCAUCAGUGACAUAAUGUCAUAGUUUCUCCAUCUGAAUGAGCUCCAGACUUUGACCAGACCUGGAAAUAAGUUCAAUUUGUCUUAAUUCAAGUGUAAUAAGAUAUUUGCACUAGAAACCAGAAAUCCUUGGUAAGGUUUUGUGUUUUUCCAGUGAAUCUACAAUCUAUAGAAAUAUAAUUGUAACCAUUAUCAGACUGAUCAGUGACUGAUAAGAUGGUUUUUGAGAUAUUUUGGCUUAUUUUAAUCUGUUAAACUGUUGAUCACCUGGGAUUAAUUUCCUGUUAAUUGAUGAUUUAUUAGGUGUAGACAGGUACAUCUUCACAUAGACUCAGGUUGCUGUGAGCAGCUUUUUCUUUCCUCUGUAAAUAUCAUCAUUUGAAAGCAACUUUUUGUGUUCAGUUAGAUUAUUUAGCUCUGAUAUUAAACAUUAUUUGAUCUAAAACAUUUAAAUGUGACUGAAAAACCAGAGAAACCUGUGAGGAGGUGAACACUUUUUCCACAGUCCUGUAAGUGUUCGGCGCUCUGAAGAUCUCAAAGGCUAGAGAGGAGGAAGAGGAGGAAGAGGGGAAGUGCUACGUCGAACCUCUCCACCCGCCGUGCUGCUCUCCUCCCCCGUUUACCUGCUGUAAACGACGUAGACGAGGCAGCUCUUCUUCAUUGCCUCUGACACAAUCCGCCACCCUACUUCUUUUUUCUCGUCAAAAAAGAACUCGGAAAAAUGACCAAAUUUGUGCAAUUUUACUUUUUUUUGUUUGUUUGUUUUUGUUUUCCAGGACCACACUACAUUCCAAUCUUCCUUGAACAUGCUUUUUAAUAUACUUAUGGGGUAUAGAUGAAUAUAAUUAUAUACAGUAUCUAUGUUUGUUAAUGUUUACAGACAGAUUUCUCUCACUUCAUCUCGGUGAGUGGUGUAUUACGUUUGUUUGUUUCGGUGUUGAACAUUACGCAGACCUCUUUGUGAAAAUAGUCCUAUUAAGGUGAAAUAUAAUGGUAUAUAGUGUAAUGGUAUGACAUUACAGAAGUACUUGUGAUUUCAUAUUGCCAGUCCCACUCGCCAUUGUGUACAUAAUUGGCUCACCAUAUUGUAAAGUACUUAAAAAUCAGGACGGCGGAGGCUCUUCUGUCACGUCUGGAAGAAGAACUUCUUGGUUUUUUGGGGAUUUUUUUCAAUGUUCUCACGCGUCCUUUCAUUCCCGUUACCUGUAUAGUAAAUGGAGAGGCGGGGGAGCCAGCUUGUGAUCACUGGUGCUGUGUUUCAAGUAUUGUUAAUAAGCCUUAAGUUUUAAUUUUCAGCACGCUGCAGAGGGUUGCAGCUCAUUUCAGUUGUUUCAUUUCACCCGUGUACUGUGACGGCGUUUCUUUUUAUGUUUUUGCCAAACCUAUGAAAAGCACUUUCACACGGGCAGACACAGAAAUACACGGACAGGACAAGUAUUUCAAAAAAACAGAUACCUCUUCUUGUUAUAACAUUGGAGUUUAAUCUGUGUUGUGACUGUUUUUGCCUCUUAGCUGGAAACAUUGUGAAUGCUAGGUCUCCUUUUUCUCUCUUUUUAAACAAAAGUGGCCUAAUUGCUAGGAGUUUAUUUUGUUGUUGUUGUUUUGGACAGAGGGGGGCUUAAAUAGGAAUAAACUGCCACCCCAGCUUUGGAUUUAAACAAGAGAAAAAAUCCUCCAGAGGCACUUCUUUUUGUUUGUUUGCAGGAAGAAAUGGUGUAACAGCAAUCCAGUCCAGUAUGAUGUACAAACACACACUUCUGUACAGUGUUUUUAAAUUGCUCAUCAAGUCAGAACUAAAGUUUUUGUAUUUAUUGCACCGCAUUUUAUACAGUUUUUUUUUUUUUUUCAAACACCAGUGCAGUAACUCGUCUCCCUUCUCACCAAGGUGUAACGAACAUAGAUUAUGAAAUAAUGAGAUAAAAAAAACACACACACACACGGGGAGUUUUACGUUUUAUGCCUGUAUCUAACCAUUUUCUUACAUUUGGUGUAAUGAUUCCACAUUUGGUGACAGCAGAUGCUUGUCGGCCUGUAUUAUGACUCACUGUAAUCGGUGUUUUAACGCAGUUCGGUAUUGAAAUGUGAGGGGUUUUUUGUUGCAGAUAAAUGUAAUCAUGACAGGAUGAGAGAAUUUUCUGUAAUCAUGUCUGCUUUUCUUUGUUUUUGCCCAUGGAAGAAAUUUUUGGGGGUCACAGGGUGAAAAAGGUCCAAUGUUGCCAUGUUCUUUCCUUUAAAGUGUCUUUAAACUUGCUGUUGCUUUUGUUUUUUGUUUUUCAGCAGGGCCAGUGUUGCAGCUUUUCAGCAGUUAUUGGCUAAAAUAUUAUACGUGAAAUCCUCCUUUUUAUGUUGCUCGAGUCACAUAGUUAAGACCUGGAUGAAUUGCAGAUAAUUGCAUUGAAAGAUUUAUUUUUAGGACUAUUUUUGCUCUUCUCCUGUAGUUUAAGCUUUCUUUUCCCCUAUUAAACUUGUAGCUGAAUGUAUGAAAAAAAAGGAAAUAAUUAGGAUAUUUCUUUUGAACUCCAGUUUUGUUGGAGGUUUUCACAUUUUCACCUCAAAUCUUUAACAAAUCAAAUAAUCAGAAAAAUUACACAUUGGAGUUGAGCUAAUUAUAAAACUAAUCCAAAGUGCUGGAAGUGAUCCAUGCUCUGUUUUUUUUUUGUUUUUUUUUUGCUUUAAUAGUACUUCUUUAGUGCAUCAUUAAGGCACUUUCCUUUGCGAACUAAAAACUUGAUGUUUCUGUACGUCUUUGCUUUUCUCACAUAAGCCUCCUUGUUGCUUGAGGGAAUGUCUUCUGGUUUUUGUGGUUGUAUAAUUCCCACUGAAGCCUCUGUUUUUGUUGUAAUGGUGAAUGUUGUCGAGCUGGAGUGCAUGCUUCCAACAUCAGACGAUUCCAAUCGAUGCCAAUGUUUGGCUGUAUUUGUUACUUUUGUUUUGAUUUUCACCACAUUGCACAGAGAUUCUGCAAAAAGAAAAAAUACCCAAACAGCCUUUAUUUUUUUACAUUUUUUUUGCACCUGUAGAUCGCAUGAUUGCACUCGCAUCUUUAUGCCAGUUGGUCUCCUCCUGCCCUGCUGAGCUGAUGCAGCUGAAGUGUUACUGCUUUAAUCGUCGCUCCGUCUGGUUUUAUGUUUUUAUUUUCUCCUUUAAGUGACCCUUAACUCUGAUUUUUGUUUUAAAUCUACCAAGGAACACCCAAUCCUUCUCCCCUUUGUUUGCCAAAGGGAAUGUUUCAGUUCACUGACGUCUUUUUUUUUUUUUUUUGUGCAAUGUUGGGCCGUCUGUCGUUGAGGUCUCACCUGACAUCCUGUCCAAUAGUGUUGGAAUAAAUGAGUAAUUUCACCUACAUAAGCACUCUUCAUCUCUUCUGACUCGUAGGAAACCUGCUCACAGUAACUCUGACUGGGGUCAUAUCUAUCUCUCUUGGUGUUGCUUCGAUUAAACCGUGGAUGAACACACACCGCCAUGUUGACUACCUGUGUUGCUGCAUACCACACACACAUUGUCGAGGAACUUGUAAAUACUUUGCAUUGAAUUUGCAUAGACUCAUGUUACUGUGGUGUGCUCUUUUUUUAUUUUUAUUUUUGCCUGUAAAAUUCUGCUUCUAAAUGUGUGUGACUGUUGAGAAGACACUCUUCUUUUUGUACAUGAUCUGUCUUUUUAUUUGAAGAUAUUGAUUCUGUCCUUUUUCAUUCUGAAGUUGAGUUUGAAGAGUUCAGACAUGCCUGAAGUUUGACUUUAAUAAAGCUGUACUCUGUCUCAGUGAAA